This is a messenger RNA of Pongo pygmaeus (Bornean orangutan), 1416 nucleotides long. RefSeq lists its product as uncharacterized. The transcript has a single exon. The coding region runs from base 1 to 864 and encodes 287 amino acids. NCBI's taxonomy places the organism in Eukaryota, Metazoa, Chordata, Mammalia, Primates, Hominidae. The record is from RefSeq and is a predicted model, not a curated record.
AUGGUAAGGGCAGGGCUGGGAGAAUGGGCAGCCAUUUUCUCCCUCACACAGGGUGCCUGGCAAGACCAGCAGCUGGAGGUGAUGUCCUCAGUAGAGAACAGUGGCCACUGGAAACGUGUGGCUGGAAGGGGAAACUCUCAGGCCUCUGGUGGGGACCAGCCUGGGGUGGGGUCGGCCAGGGUCAGCUGCCUUUCCAUCAUGCUGGGACGGAGAUGUUGUGUGCGUGUGACAAAGCAUUUGAUAGCAUGCCAAAAGUUUCCUCCAUUUUGUGCGUGUCAAGUGUUUGACCAGGUCAGAAGUCUUGUUCUAUGCGAACGUGCUCACGCAGACAGAAGCGGAGGGGCUCUGUUGCUGUGCCUUCACGCUGCUGAACCGCAAGGGUCUCCUGCUCAUCAGGCUUGCGGCUCGGCCGCAAAGUGCGUCAGGUGUGCAUCCUGGGUGCUCCUUUGUGCUCUGUCCUACGGUGACACAGGCAGCGUGGGGUUAGACAGGUACCGGUCAGAUUACGGUGGCACAGGUGAUGUGGGGUUAGACAGGUACUGGUCGGAUUACAGUGGCACAGGCAGUGUGCAGUUAGACAGGUACUGGUCGGAUUACAGUGGCACAGGCAGUGUGCAGUUAGACAGGUACCAGUCAGAUGCAUGGACUCCCUACACCCCUGCUGUAGCUUCGGCAGUAAAGACAGGACGCACCCACGUCAUAAGAGGAGCACAGGCAGGGGUGUUGGUGUUAGGGCAGCCUUCAGGGUCUCCAGACCCCGGCCCCACUCACACGGCAGCCCAGGAGGGAAGGGCAGAGUCCCAGGUGUCACCUGGUGGGUCUCCCAGGAGCUGCCCCUCCCUGGAAGUCACAGGACAGGAAUGACAGAUCAGGGAACUGCAGGAAGCUGCCACCUCUGGGGUCUGAACAUGCCCAGCCUGCGGGGGCUCCAUCUCAGGGUCUUCGAGAGCCAGACAGUCUGCCUUGUGCUGCAUACCUGGCUUUGCUCUGUGCAGAACCCAGCACAUGUGAUUUUGUGUGACAUGCCAACAACCUGGCUCCCAGGACAGGAGGCCUGCCCUUGGGGAGUGGCUGCAGGAGGGUGGCGCGGGCACCAGUGAGUCUGUCUAGCCUUGUCACAGAUGCAUCACCCACCCUGUGGUCCUGAUUUCAGCUCACCUCAGAGUAAAUCAGAAUAAACCGCGCCCAGACUUUCACGAAUGCAUGUUGACACUUUCAGUUCACCCCUUUCUUUGCUAACUUUCUUCCUAUUUUCUUCCAAUGCGAGAGCUUAUUAAUUCAAUAUUUAUCAUUUUGAAUAACUUUUCUCCUUUUUAGUAACAAAAUGUACUUCACUAUUAGUAAAAUGUAUUUACUAUUUUAGUAACCAAAAUAUACUUGCCUAAUCAUGUUUAAAAUAUAGUGAUGUGAAAAAUU